AUGUCACAAGUUGCUCGCCAAGAAUCAAUAUUUCAUAGUCUUACUUCUGAAGCUGGUUUAAAGUUGAAAGGCAUUGGAGAAGGACCACACGAAUUAGGCAAGCUAUUAUUAAAUCAAAUUGAACCCUCAGCUUUUCGACGCGAACUUUGUCAAAAAAUUUUAUCCCAUCCGCAGUAUCCGGAUCCAAUAAUUAAUCAAUUUUUAGAAGUAUUGCAAGAGCUAUUUGAUGAAGAUCCUGUACAAUUUAUUGCAUGUUUACAACCUCUUUCGGUGAAUGGUCAAUCAAGAUUCGGCUCCACGGCAGAUAGUUUGAUUAGAAUUCUAUUGGGUAUCGAUUUUAUUCAAUCGAACUUAAUUGAUCAAUUACUGGAGAGAUUACCAACAUUCAUUUCAGAUUCUGAUAAUGAUAAUGUUGAAUCUCCAAUUCCCCGACUAAUACUACAACAAUUGAAAUGGUUGGAAUAUACGGUUAAUCCUCUUCGUUUGGUAGAAAAGAUAAUGGAGAUGAUUCCCAUCACUCCUUUAGGUAUCCAAAGAGAAAUUAUAACAAGCUUACCUGAAAUUAUUAAUGAUUCGGAACAGAAUACGGUCAUCCAAUCUCUGAUAAAACUAAUUGAUCAAAACCAUCAGUUAAUAGUCCCAAUUCUUGAUGCUCUUUCCAAUUUUACGGUUCAAGGAGACUAUAUGAAUAAAGUUCGGGAAACGGUCUUUGAUCGACUCGAAUCAGCAGAUUUGGAGGAUUUGCCUCUCGUCGUCAAAUUCUUGCUUCAGACAGCCACAUCUGAAGAUGCUAAUGAAAUCGUGAGACAAAUUAGAGAAAAAGUCGAUUUUCGAUCAAUUGGAAGAUUACAAAGUGAAGCCAGUCAAUCGAAGCGUAAUCAGAAGAAGAAAAAGGAGGAUAUUCCCGAAUCUUUAAUUCUUGAUUCAAUCAAAAAUGGAAUUCAAUUUCAUAAAUUCGUUAUGGACGCGUGGAUUAAAGUCAUCAACGAUGUUAAAGUGCCGGCAAAUCAUAUGAUUAUUGACAUAUUAAUUUUGUUGAUCAUGCAUUCCAUUCCGGGCAUUAAAAAAAAGGUUGAAAAUAUCUUUCGUAAAAAAAUUGAAAGUGGUUUAUUCACCAGAAAACUUUUGGAAGAGACGAUCGCGUGUCAUUACGAGGGAUUGCAAGGAUAUUUUAAUAAUAUUAUUUCACUAUCAGAAAGUCUUCUUCGAUCCAGUCAACAACAAGCGACGUUAGCACGGGCAGCUUGUUCACUUUAUCAUAGCACAUUCAUAGUAUUCGAAACUUAUGAACAGCAAGAGAUUGUAGUCUCAUUAGUAACGCAUGUAGGGAGUGGCUCUAAUACUGAGACAGAUUCUGCGUUAUCAGUGCUUUCACAUCUUGCUGAAGCGGACCUCGCAAAACUAAGCAGAUUCGCAAUUUUUGUGAAAGGUAUCUUAGAUUAUUUGGAUAAUUUAUCAGUGGAUCAGAUUAGAAUAUUAUUCGAUGUGUUAAGUAAACUAGUAUAUGAGGAUGCUAAUUAUGAGGACGGUAGUAGUAGUUUGCUUUCCGAAUUUUCUAUUGUCAUUCAGAAACAAUUGUCGAAUCCUAGCGAAAAAUAUAAACAAAUUGGAGUUAUUGGAACUUUAGCUUUAGUGAAAACUCUGGGCGCUAAAGAAUUAAGUUCAAAUGAUGAUUCAAAAAGGAACAUGAAUAAUCCUUUCUUAAAUGUGAUAAAGGAGAAUCUUACAAAGAUUGAACGACAUUGUACAAGAUCAAUGGCUUGUCUUGCCUUUGCGUAUGAUGAGCUUGCCUAUUAUGUUUCUCAUGACCUCUUAGAUAAAGAACUUGUUGAUUGGAUCAAUGAGAAAUUGGCUUCACCAUUUCAAGAUUUCUUUAUAUUAGAUGAAGAAGAUGUAUCAAUUUAUAUUAAGGAAUCUUAUCAUUUUCCACGAAUUUCAAUCGAGCCUUGGAUGAAAAUAGAUAGUGAAUUAGUGAACAACAUAUAUCCUUUAUUAUGUGAGCCUUAUAUAUCCGCGGAUGUACGUACCAACCUUGGUAUAAAACGUGAUUGGAUAAUAUGCUCUUGUUCAAUGUUUAAAUUAUGGCAAGCAUGUGAAAAGGCCAGUAAUAAAGGAGUAUUAGAAAAUAUUGAUGCUUUAUUGGGUAUGGGAAUUCUCAUGUACGAAAAGCAGACAGUCGACCAUAUGAAAAGCAAUAAUUAUACGAAAUUAAUGUAUGAAACUACCUGUAACACGUUAUUCUACGCAAUUAAUUGGUUUCGAGAGAUAGUUAAUGCAUUUUGGGGCCAGCAUGAUUUCGAUAAUGCGAUUUGUAAGAAAGUAAUAACUAGGUUACAGAAUAUAAAUGAAUUGGAGAAUUUAUUGAACGAGUUAUUAGAAAUAGCUCCAACCUUUCAGCCCUUUGGAUUUGGAGUUCCUACACAAAAAUCAGUUACAAAAUUUAGAGCAGUUGCCGUACCAGUGAAUUCUUCCCAAAGAAAUCUUAUUAGAGUAGGUAAGACGGCAAGGAGAUCAGCUAUUAGUAAAGGAAAGAUAUUAAGUGCUCCAGAUUUAAGACCUUUGAUGCGCGAACUGGAAAUGGAAAUAUUUAAUAAGGAACCUAAUAAGGACUCCGAUGAUAUAAUUCGGUUACAACCCAAGGAGAUUAUUUACCUUCUUGAAGAUCUGGAUCGAAAGCUUGAGCACAAAUUAUCUGCCCCAAUAACAAAUAUACCUUUUUUUGCCAAAAAGUUGAAAAAGAACGAGAUUAAUACAAAAUCCAAGGGAUUUAGCCUAAUUUCGCGACAACCUGCUUUAGAGGUUGUCAAUAUAGUCUGUGAAAAAUAUUUCCAGAUUCUUUUAAGUCAAUUUGAAUCUAUUUGCGACUUAUUAGACCCAGACAAUGACGUCUUAUUGGAGAGAGAUGAGGAUAAUGAAGUCAAACGGUGUCUUGAAUUAUUACUAGAAAUCAUGCUUCGAUUAGUUUCAUGGUCUGAUUUAAAAAGUCCGGAUAAUGUGCACACGUUACUCAAUGUUUUGAAUCAAAUUUCUUCAAGGGGGGAUUCAUCAUCUGAAUCCACAACGUCAUUGACACAACACGAAAUUCUUCAAAAAUCUACCAAGGACGCAUUUAAUUAUUUACUUAAAUUUUCAUCAAAACUUCCAACUGCAAAUUUGGCAAUUUCGUUUCAUAAAAUACUUUGCAAGAUUAACGAAUUUUCGCCUGAUACAAAUGAAUUGUCUGCUAAAUCUGGAGAGAUUGCGCGAUAUUUUGCAACCUAUCAAUGGCAAGACCGAAAACAAAUGAAACCUGCUUCAAUCGUGUAUCUUAUACAACAAGAUAUUCAUUAUUCAAUGGAUAAAAUAGAGAGAAUCAAAUAUUAUGCCGAUUUGGUUCUUCCCUCUCUUGAAAACCGUGAGGAGGAAGUAUUACAAGCAAAUCCAUUAUUUAGUAAGGAUACUUUCCAGCAUUUUUAUAAGGCCUUAUCUAUAGAGUUGAUUGAAGCUUUACGGGAGAUUGAGAUGAGCAAGACUACGGAGGAAAUUCUGGUACAAUUCACUAAUAUGGUUUAUUGUUGGCAAAGGUUAGUUUCUUUUAUAAAGAAAAAUCAUAAGCGGGCUAUACUCUCCGUGAUAUUGAGAUAUGGUCGGGGAUUUAUUGACUUAUUUGUUAAAAAAAUGUUACCAUUUAUGGAUGAAAGUUUCAAGUUAUAUCGAGAAACUAUAUUGGCAAUUUUUAAAGACUUUCAAAGUGCAACUCGAAACAUUCAAACUCUUUGUACUCAUGUGAAGGUGGUUAAAGAUACUGUGUUGGCUGCAAUGGUUCCAGCUGUAAAGAAAUCUUUAGAAAUAGUAAUUUAUCAAGUUAAAGCUAUGCUACAGCAUAAUGAAUGUCCUCCUGAAGCAUUUUUCAUGGGAGCUCUUAAAUUCCGUGAUCUUGAAGGAAAUGUAAUUGAUUCUAAUAUGCCAAAAGAUGAGAAUACAAUAGACGAAAAAACUUCUCCUCUACAAUCUUAUGAUGUAGAAAUGGGAGAUGCUUCUUCAUUUGAAAAGAAUGACAGUCAUAAAUCUGAUGAAGAAAUGGAUAAUGUAUCAGUCGCAAAAGCUGAUUCAAUAAAAUCUGAUGAUGAACAGUGCAUAAUUGACAUCUUAGAUGAUUAUAAUGAGGAAAAGGAACUAGGGAGCGUUAGCAAAAGGAGUAGCAAACACGUUUUGUCUUCAGCGGAAGAAGAUAAUAAUGUCGAUGAGAAUGAUUCCGAAAAUAACACAGAGUAA
Funneliformis geosporum is the source of this 4254-nucleotide messenger RNA. NCBI's taxonomy places the organism in Eukaryota, Fungi, Glomeromycota, Glomeromycetes, Glomerales, Glomeraceae. The record is from the annotation of a GenBank genome assembly.